Molecule: messenger RNA, 3315 nt
Organism: Portunus trituberculatus (swimming crab)
Lineage: Eukaryota; Metazoa; Arthropoda; Malacostraca; Decapoda; Portunidae
Product: titin-like
Source: RefSeq, a predicted model, not a curated record
AUGACCACGUGGCGCCGAGGUCACGUGACAAGCAGGCUACGAGUUGCAGGCGUUCAUCAGUUCGAAGUGGAGACGAGUAACGGGAUCAAACUAAUGCAGAGAAUCGAACCAAUGAGUGGAGAUGCUGGUGGCGGUUCCAUCACGUCAGGCGCGUAUCAAUUCACACACCCAGACGGAACACUGCAUGAGCUCUCCUAUGUGGCAGACGAGAAUGGCUUUCGUCCCGUCUCCAACAUGAUCCCAGUGGCGCCCCUCAGUCCACACCACGCCCCCCUCCACCACGCCCCGCCACGCCCCAAGGUCAACCCAGUACUCCCAUUCCCACACUCCCGGUACGACGAACACCAGUCCAGCCCACCCAGUACGACCCACCACGCCCCCAGUACCACCCUGCAGCCCGUCACCCACCACCACCACCACCACCACCACCACCUACCCAGUUCACUCCUCAGGCCAACCGGUACACUCCCCCAGUUUCCCGGUUCGCCUCCCCACCCACUCCAGCACCCUACGUUUCCCAGAGCUUCCAGUUUAAUCCACCAGCUCCCCAGUACAAGGAGCCACCCCAGUACAGUCCUAGUUCCUCAAUACCAGGAGGAUUUACCCCAGUAUACACCUUCACUCCCCAAGUACGAGAAACCCCAGUUGAAGGAGGCAUUUCAGCACACUCCCCCAGUUCCCCAGUACAAGGAUGAAGAGCCCCAGUAUGAGGAAGAUGCAGAAAAUCACCAGUUUACAAGAAGUGCCCAGUAUUCCAGACCAGUUUCCCAGUACCAGGUUAAAACAUCGGUUCCCCAGUACGCUAAAGACGUCUCAAAGGUGGAAGAUAAAGAAAUAAAGCCCCAGUACACUCCCCCGGUACCCCAGUAUGCAAAACCAGCUCCCCAGUUUAAGGAAAAAGUGAUCCAGGAAGCCAUACCGGGACUCGAACACGAGGAAAAGACAUCCCAGUUUAAAGAGGAGAAAGAUGAGCCUAAUGAAGACUCCCAGUACACCAUACCGGGUUCCCAGUAUAAAGAGAUUGCUACGUAUUCAUUCCCAGUUCAAGAACCUGAAUAUAAGGAUGAGAAGCUACCCCAGUAUAAGGAAGCUUCAUCCCAGUAUCAGGAGGAGCCCCAGUACGUACCGGGACCCCAGUAUAAAGCGGAGACUAUGCCAGUAGAUGAUAAGAAAGAAGAUAAGGCAGAAGAAAACAUAACCCAGUAUGAAAAAGAUCCCCAGUACACGGAAAACCUCUCCCAGUAUGACCAACAGGACUCCCAGUACAAUGAAGACCUCCCCCAGUAUAAAGAAGACUCCCACCUUCAACUAGACCUCUCCCAGUAUGAAAAGGAUGACCCCCAGUUUAAAGAAGGUCUCUCCCAGUACACAGAAGACCCCUCCCAGUAUAACGAGGACUCCCAGUAUGAAAUAGACCCCUCCCAGUACGACCAAUCAAACUUACAGCAAGAAAACACAGAUUCCCAGUACAAGGACCUCCCCCAGUUUAAGAGAGACUCCCAGUUUAACAUUGAUCUCCCCCAGUAUGAAAAACCAGACACUGACCCAACGGAAGACCACCACCAGUACCAGAAAGACCCCUCCCAGUAUGAAAAUGAAGACUCCCAGUUUAAAGAAGACUCCCAGUAUGAAAAGAAAGACCCCCAGUAUAAAGAGGAUUUCUCCCAGUAUUCAGAGUCCCAGUAUAAAGAACAGUCCCAGUUUGAAAAGAAAGACUCCCAGUACAAAGACGACUUCUCCCAGUAUUCUGAGUCCCAGUAUGAAAAGAAAGAUCCCCAGUACAAAGAGGAUUUCCCCCAGUAUCCUGAGUCCCAGUCCCAGUAUAAGGAAGACACCCAGUACACAGACCCCUCCCAGUAUGAGGAACCGGACUCCCAGUAUAACGAAGGCCAGUCCCAGUAUCAGCAGGAACCCCAGUAUAAGACAGACCUACCCCAGUAUGAAGACCUCCACCAGUACGACCAACGGCAAGACCACGAGGUAAGCCCAUCCCAGUACACUUCAUCCGUCCCCCAGUACACGGAACCCCAGUUUACGUCAGAGGGGAGCGAGGAGCCUAAAUAUGGAGAGAAAAUGAGAGUAGCCAAGUCAGAAGAGGAAGAGGAGGACCAGUACCCUUCAUUAUUCAUUAACCAGUAUGACGACCAGUAUGACGACCAGUAUGACGACCAGUAUGAGCCUCAGUUCGAGCUACAGCAAGAGGCAACACUGUUUUACCCAGUAGUGGCGAGAGAUUUCCAGCCUCCUGAUCUUUCGACUUUCAGAUUUCCAGAGCCUCCUGUGACUCUCAAACCAGCGAGAUUUAGGGACAUUCCUGUGUAUAUACCAGUCGAUCUGCGCUCCCACUUCUCCUCCACGUCCUCCACGAAUGACACACACCCGCAGGAGGCGCUGACGGAGGGUAGGAGUGAGGAACUAAGCCAUUCAAGGGAGUCAUUUGGCGAGGCAGGGAAAGUCAAUAGUUUUGUGAGUAAAGAUGAGAAAGAGGAGGAAGAAGAUAGCCAUGUGGGAAACUCAGAGGAAUUCUAUACCGGUGAGGAAAGAGAGUCAUUUACCGGUACGUCUUUCUCACUGCCAUUCACGGAGGAGGAGAUAUAUACUAGUGAAGGAAGGGAAGCAUCCACUUACACCAGUACAUCAGAAGAAAUAUAUACCGGGGAACUGGGAGAGGAAAAGCCAGCUCCCGGUACUGAAUCAACAACAGAGCAAAUAUACACAGACGAAGAAAGGGAACAGCUUACACAUACCAGUAAACCAGAACAGAAAUCUACCCCCAGUACUUCACACACUAAUGAAACACCAGCGCAUGAAACCCAGUACUCAGACACUUCACCAGUUAAUUCUAGCCAGGUUUCUGAGACUACAACAACCCAAACCGGUGCAGAACAGGUCAAGGUGUCUGAAAGUGAAGCAAACCUCAAACAAGUCGAGAUAGACAGUCCAAUGAAAGGUAAAACAGACCAGGAACAAGAUCACCAUUUAGGAGGAACUAAUACGGCUUCUACUGAGACUAAGGGCACGUUAGGGAAGCCUCAGGGACACAAGGAAGGGAGGAAUACUGAAGGGGAAGAAGAAGGUGUAGGUGAAGGACAGAAAGAGUCUAAAAAGAAGUUAGAGUGAGGUUGAAAGUGGGAGAGUAAGAGAUAAUGGACUUUAAACUUAUUCAUUUGGGCUUUUUAAACUGUGCUGUUAACUUGUGGAGGAGGAAGAGGAGGAGGAGUAGGAGGAGGAGGAGGAGGAGGAGGAGGAGAUAGAUAAGUGCUUCCUCCAAAACUCUCUCCAUUUUCUUUCUCUUUCCUUCACUUAUUAUAAUAU